GGUUGGUGCAGCUGCCACAUACGCGUGGAGGUGUACAUCAGGCUACCAACUGUCACCCGUUACCACAAUUGAAUUCUCACGUGGGCCGCAGAACCACCACCCUCGUCCCAAACUCUUAACUAAUUGCCCCUGGGUCCGAUUUCAAACUGCCAGUCUAACGCUGCCACCUCUCCUUCCAUACAAUGACAUUCCCCAGCACGAUUGUACGCAUCUCGACGGUAUAGUGCCAUUCAAAAGGUUCGCCAUGAGGGUUUCCGCGCCCGCAGGCCUCAACAUAUCGCCGGUGAUGUCCACGCUUGUUUCUGCCUGUUCACCGCUCAAGCCGGUCUUCGUUGUCACGCCAGCGACCCCCGCAGACAGCACAGACAGCUCUCCGGAACACCACCCCGAGCAACAGAACCGCCUUCACCCAACUAGAGCGCAGUGGACUUACCGCUCACCCCGCAAACUCGCCUCAGGCACACAUACCCUCGCAACACAUCACGCCCCUCUAUCCGCCCCUCCACCCGCUCCACCCGUUCCACCGCGAACUCUUUCUCUAACCUCACCCCCGGAACUCUUAGCAAGCCCACCAAUCCCCGUUGUAGGCCCACGUCGACCACAACACAAACAGAAGCCUAAACGGCCGCCGAUUCCACGCAGGGUAACGCCACGAACAGCAAGGGAUGCACCCACCCCCCGCGACAAAGGAGAAAGCUACAUGGACCGCAGCGGAAAGGCACGCGUCAAAUUGAACACAUCGUUGUACGUACCUUUCCAAACACCGCAGCCGGUGAAUCCAUCGACGGAUAAGAAGAGAUAUCUCGAUCAAGAGUGGAGCGGGCUGCGAUUUGAGCCCCGUGGUUUGAGAACAGAGGAAUUACUGGAGACACGAGAGAGGGAGCAAGCGGAAGCAACUAUGGCGGGGGCAUUGUAUCCGACGCUACAUGAGGUGCCACAAGUGCGCACUGCUGAGAGACCCAUAGAUGUUGAGACUACCUCCAUUACCUCAACGUCCUCAGAGGAACCCUCAACGCCACGCUCUCCCAAUGAUUUCCUCUGGAUUAUCCAAUACGUCUUCAGCACUAUCCUCUGGGUGCUCUCCUUCAUCUUCUGUCCCAUUUCUCAACGCUACGCAGAGUGGUAUGCGCGCCGUGGCGAGUUGGGCAGCUACCAUACGCGGACGGCUUGGUGGUUGAGGAGGACUCGGGGUCGUAGGGGACUGCCAGGUGUGUAUCAUGGCUACGGCACACCCCAUGUCAACAUCUACAGCGAGGGCUAUAGCAGCUCAUACGGCGUCGGCUAUGAUGUCGAGCGUGGUGAUGGGUAUGAGCAUGGACGGGUAGAUGGAUAUGGUACAUUUGGGGAGAGGACCCCUACUGAAAGGGAGGGUAUAAAGCCGGGAGGUUUUGGUUCUGUCCAAUGGGGGGAUGGGGAUGCGCAGAGCCCUAGUUGACGCUGAUCUAUACUUCCCUGAGCCAGGCGAGUGGGAAGAGAUGGGUUACUUUCGGGGGAGGCGGGGAGGGGUUGUCGGGGGUAAAGGAUCCUGCGAAUUGAAAAUUAGGAUGUGGAAAUGGAUCGUGCAAAAUGGGAAGCAUGAGGUGGCAUGGCGUUUCACGGAAUGAAGAUACUCAGGAUGAAUAAAUUAAAGUCCGCCUCUCAGAUGGGCGACUCCGACGGCGUUUCGGACCUUAGGAGUAGGAAAUGAUAUACCAAACCUGG
This is a messenger RNA of Lentithecium fluviatile CBS 122367, 1701 nucleotides long. The record is from the annotation of a GenBank genome assembly. NCBI's taxonomy places the organism in Eukaryota, Fungi, Ascomycota, Dothideomycetes, Pleosporales, Lentitheciaceae.